AUGUCAGUUACAUCAACCGCAACCACCACCGCCGCCUCCGCAACCUCCACCUGCCACCAAAAACUCUACGAGAUCCCCGUCAAAGAUGCCGCCUGCGCAAUGCCGAUGCAGGGCAACAACUCUGCAAUCAUGAGCAGCUGCUGCUCCUCCGCCUCCGUCGUCUCCUACAGCGACUGUGACUACUACUGUCUGGCCCAGGGCCAGAACGUCGGCGAUCUGGCCGAAUGUCUCCUCAAAGCAUCCGAGCCUGGAGAGGUAUGGUGCAACACCAACGCCAACGCGACGGCUACCGGUAGCGUUCCUACAACUGGCGCUGGCACUAUUGUCGCUACUGCCUCUGCAACUGGCUCGAGUGCGACUGGGACCAAGAGUUCUACUGGUGGGACCUCGACUUCUACUACCAAUGCUGCUGGGGCGAAGAAGUCGGUUGGAGUGCUUGCGCUCUUGCUAAGAGUAUAUAUCUUGAAUCCUUGA
Aspergillus oryzae RIB40 is the source of this 474-nucleotide messenger RNA. RefSeq lists its product as uncharacterized. NCBI's taxonomy places the organism in Eukaryota, Fungi, Ascomycota, Eurotiomycetes, Eurotiales, Aspergillaceae. The transcript is spliced from 2 exons. The coding region runs from base 1 to 474 and encodes 157 amino acids. The record is from RefSeq and is a predicted model, not a curated record.